Messenger RNA from Pristis pectinata (smalltooth sawfish), 2561 nucleotides. It is a transcript of the gene mylk4b, whose product is annotated as myosin light chain kinase family, member 4b. The transcript has 14 exons. Gene Ontology annotation, cellular component: nucleus; cytoplasm. Gene Ontology annotation, biological process: protein phosphorylation; intracellular signal transduction; positive regulation of apoptotic process. Lineage: Eukaryota; Metazoa; Chordata; Chondrichthyes; Rhinopristiformes; Pristidae. The record is from RefSeq and is a predicted model, not a curated record. Gene Ontology annotation, molecular function: protein serine/threonine kinase activity; ATP binding. The coding region runs from base 83 to 2434 and encodes 783 amino acids.
GUUUUCUCCCAAAACUUUAUUUUGGCCGAGUACAAGAGGAAACAUCUGUGAGCCAGUAAAGUGAGAUAUUUAUGGAAGAAGCAUGAAAGGUGGUCACGAACAGGGAAGGUACGAAGAUAUAACACUGACCAAGGCUAAUAAAUCAUGGAAGGUGUCUAGGUUGAAGGAAAUCAACAAGAGAUCCAACAGUGGAAGGUUAGGAAAAAUGGCUUUCUUUCAUUACUUGGAAAGAGUGGAAACUAUGAGGAAUUUCUGGGAAGAAAAAACCAGUGAACCAGAUGGCAACACUGAGGACGAUGAGGUGAAGGAUCACAGAGCCAAUGAGGUGAAAGGAAAACAAAAUGUAAAUGUUAAAGAAAUAAGGUCACCUCAGAAAAACAAAUCUCCAGAAUCCACAGGGCAAAUUCAGAAGAACCUCCAUACUUUUGCUGAUACAAAGGUCCAGAAUUUAAACAAAGAAAAUGCGAACAGCUCAAGUGCCUUUGAAGCUCAGCAUGAGGUCAAAGAUCUACCAGAGCAGAACAAUGUAACUAAAUUAAAAGGAAGCACAUCUAAGGAAGAUGUUGAAGAGUUUGAACUCCAGUCUUGUAGGGUGGCAGAGGGCACUCCCUCAGCCAUUACCCCAGAGUUUCCUGAUGACACUUUGGACAUUUAUGCUAGUAGUGAAAAGAAAGAUGAAGAUGCUGCUUCAGAAGAACAAUGUGAAAUAAAGGUUGUAGAAACCUCUAACACUGUAAUAAACCAGUCAAGUACCGACAAGCAAAAUGAUGAACGGACAGAAAGGAACAAUGAUUUGCAUGAAAAGAUACAAAAUAUCAAAACCCAGGGAAAAAUGCAAGCAGAAAAGGAUGACAAUGAAUAUAUUGUCAAAGAGUUAAUAAAAGAAGCAGUACCCACAGGAGGAGAGGACUAUCUAAUAGCAAAAGAGAAUGAGAAAACAGGAAAAACACACUUAAAAGUUGAGGAAAGAAAUGAUGCAGUAAAGGACACUGGAUUUGAAAGCACAGACUCAGAUCUGACAAUCAUUGAGGAAUCCAAGGAAAAAAUUACAGUAUCUCACGUGGAAGAAUCUGAUAUGGAUCAGCAAUCAGUUUUACUUCACAGAUGUGGAGAGAGUGAAAGAGAAACCAGUGCUUUGUUACCAGCAGCAGCAGCACCAGCAGAACCUGAAGAAGGAACAUCUGAAACUCCUGAGCAACAGGAAGCCAAGGAUCUGAGCACUUCCAGUAAAAGGGGAACCGAGGAAGACCUGACGAAAGAUGACAGCAAGAAGAGCAGAGUGGAGGAAAAAGACUGCAGUCAGGAAUGUGCAUCGGAACCUGCCCUAGGUCAAGACACAGCAACAUCCACUGCCAAAAAGCAAGAAGAUAAUCAGGUGGUACAGGAAACUGAAGAGAAGGGCCAUACCGUGAUUGAUGAUGGACCUGCUCCACCUGCUCCAUUUGAACAUCGGAUUGUCUCAACAAAUGUAGCGCAGAUCAGUAAUUACUAUACAAUACAGAAAUCUGAAGUCCUUGGAGGAGGACGAUUUGGACAAGUACACAAAUGUAUUGAAAAGUCGACAGGCCUUACCUUAGCAGCCAAAAUUAUUAAAACCAGAGCAGCUAAGCAGAAGGAGGAAGUUAAGAAUGAGAUCCAAGUCAUGAAUCAACUGAAUCACACAAAUCUCAUCCAGCUGUAUGAUGCUUUUGAAACAAAGAAUGAUAUCAUUCUGAUCAUGGAAUAUAUUGAAGGUGGCGAACUAUUUGACAGGAUCAUAGAUGAAAACUACAAUUUAACAGAAAUGGACACAAUCUUAUUUGUAAGGCAGAUUUGUGAAGGACUUCAAUAUAUGCAUCAGAUGUACAUCCUUCAUCUGGACCUGAAGCCUGAGAACAUUUUGUGCGUUAACAGGGAAGCCAAUCAAGUAAAGAUAAUCGACUUUGGCUUGGCAAGAAGAUACAAACCGAGAGAAAAACUAAAGAUAAAUUUUGGAACUCCAGAAUUUCUUGCACCUGAAGUUGUGAAUUAUGACUUUGUAUCAUUUCCUACGGAUAUGUGGAGUCUUGGAGUAAUUGCCUACAUGUUGCUUAGUGGACUUUCUCCAUUCCUCGGCGAAGAUGACAAUGAAACCCUAAAUAACAUUCUUGCCUGUAAGUGGGACUUGGAUGAUGCAGAAUUUGAAAAUGUCUCUGAAGAUGCCAAAGAAUUCAUAUCAAAACUCCUCAUCAAAGAAAAGAGUGCAAGAAUAAGUGCUGCCCAGUGUCUCAAACAACCCUGGCUAAAUAACAUUGCAGAGAAAGCUAAACAAUGUAAGGUUCGUCUCAAGUCCCAGAUCCUUCUUCAGAAAUACAUGGUGCGACGGCUGUGGAAGAAGAACUAUUAUGCAGUAACUGCUGCAAAUCGAUUGAAGAAACUCAGUGAUUCUGGGACUUUGGGUCCUGCUGAAGUAUGAGCUGACACUGACUGGACCUACUGCACCUUCCCUUUUCAGUCAGGACAUCACCCAUUGGAUAUGCCUUAACCUUGUUAAACCACCUUUACUCAUUCUUCCAGUAGAACAUGAUAUGGUUUAGGUUUAG